Messenger RNA from Somion occarium, 1052 nucleotides. The record is from the annotation of a GenBank genome assembly. Lineage: Eukaryota; Fungi; Basidiomycota; Agaricomycetes; Polyporales; Cerrenaceae.
AAGGCGGAACGCUCUGAAUGCCGACGCAAUUAUGGUAAGAUUCAGAUGUUCUACCUUCCAUCAGACCUGGUUUUCAAGAGGCUUCAAAUCCUCUGAACUCUCUUUCGUUGUUAUACCGAACUAGUAGACACGCAUCGACGUGAUGGCACCAGUGGCGAUCGCUCAAGCUCCUCCGGCAACGUCCAUGUCUUCCACAAAACAACAAAGUCACUCGAAUGUUCUCACAUCUUCCACUUCGAUUCCAACACGGCCUCCAUUACCUUCCACAUCUACAGCACGCCCAAAAGAAAUUCACGAUGCACCAGCGCGGACGCAAUUUGCAUUUGACUCAAUGGAGGCAGCAUUGGAAGCGUUUUCCAGAGGAGAAUUCCUAGUGGUCAUGGAUGAUGAAGGAAGAGAGAACGAAGGCGAUUUAAUCAUUGCUGCUAGUGAAUGUUCGACGGAGAAGAUGGCUUGGAUGAUCAAACAUACGAGUGGUUAUAUUUGCAUUUCUCUUCCCGGAGAACGGUUGGAAGAGCUGGAGAUACCCAUGAUGGUUGCGGAGAACCAGGACCCUCGUCAAACAGCUUAUACAGUCACUGUCGACUACAAAUACGGCACUACAACUGGCAUUUCUGCGCACGAUCGUGCACUUACUGCAAGAGCACUGGCAUCUCCAUCAACUCAACCUUCAUCGCUAUCACGUCCGGGCCAUCUUGUUCCUCUACGUGCGCGCCCAGGCGGUGUCUUGACACGAGGAGGGCAUACCGAAUCUGGGGUAGACCUUUGCUCACUUUCAGGACUACCACAGGCGGGUCUCCUUUGUGAACUCGUCAACGAUGAUGAGGAGGGCACCAUGAUGCGCCGAGAUGAUUGUCGGCGAUUUGCGGACAGGUGGGGACUGAAGAUGAUCAGCGUCGAAAUGAUCAAGGAGUGUAGGAGGAAGUUGGAAGGCGGGCAACUGAACGGAACUACAUCUACAUCUACAUAGAAUAGUAUUGUAUCGUUGUGCCUAAUUUAUAUGCGCAGUAUAUAUGUAUUCCUGUAGCAUUCCUUCCUUUCUUUUGGGUAUA